Tachysurus vachellii is the source of this 15126-nucleotide messenger RNA. Its product is annotated as low-density lipoprotein receptor-related protein 1-like. Gene Ontology annotation, molecular function: calcium ion binding; protein binding. Lineage: Eukaryota; Metazoa; Chordata; Actinopteri; Siluriformes; Bagridae. The coding region runs from base 331 to 14016 and encodes 4561 amino acids. The transcript has 90 exons. The record is from RefSeq and is a predicted model, not a curated record.
GAGAGCUGGAGAUGCGUUGAGAUUCUUUCUGCUCAGAUCUUCAGGCUUGUUGAGGAGGAACCGCGCACCUCUGCGUGAUGCUGAUUGUGUUAUGUGUGUAUGUAUGUGAUAGUGUGUGCAUAUGAAUGUGUGUGUGUGUGUGUGUGUGCACAUGAGAUUUUAGCAGCCCGACAGAUCUUGCCAGUUUCCAUCAUGCACGCAGUGAAGCUCAGCUGAAACAGUCCGUGAGGAUCAGCGGUUCUUCUCCACACUCAGAUCAACACAGGACCUUCACACCUGAUCAGGAUCCGCAGUUUAUUUCAGGUGUAAAGUGGACAGAAGGACAGAAGCAUGUUGCGCGUCCCGGGGAGCGCCCUGGUGCCCGGACUGCUGCUCUUCUGGAGCUUCUCACACAGUUUGGACCUGAUCUCUGUAGAUGUGCCAAAGACAUGCAGCCCGAAGCAGUUUGUGUGUCAGGAUCAGGUGACGUGUAUCUCUAAAGGAUGGAGGUGUGAUGGAGAGAAAGACUGUCCUGAUGGAUCAGACGAAGCUCCAGAUGUGUGUCCUCACACACGAGUGUCUCCUUGUCCCCCAAAUGAGCAGCAGUGUGAGGGGACGGAGGUGUGUGUGCACAUGAGCAAGAUGUGUAACGGCAUCUCUGACUGUCCUGAUGGAUCAGAUGAGGGAGCACAUUGCAGAGAGUUGAUCUCAAACUGUUCCCUUGCCGGCUGUCAGGAGAACUGCGCCAUCACACACUCAGGUGCUGUGUGUUACUGCAAGAAUGGCUAUGAGAUCAGCCAGGAUGGGAAACUGUGUAAAGAUUUUGACGAGUGUACGGUGUACGGGACGUGCAGUCAGACGUGUACGAACACUGAGGGCUCGUAUUUCUGCUCCUGUGUGGAAGGUUAUCUCACUCAGCCUGAUAACAGAUCCUGCAAAGCCAAAAACGUGCCUGUGGAUCGUCUGCCGGUGUUGCUAAUCGCUAACUCUCAGAACAUCCAGGCUACGUCUCUGAGCGGCUCAAGCAGCUUUUUGCUCCACACCAGCACCAAACAGACCACAGCCAUGGACUUCCUGUACAAACAGGAAACGGUGUGUUGGAUCCAUGUGGGAGACACUCCGGCUGGGACACAGCUGAAAUGUGCCAAAAUCCCUGGACUGAAGAGUUUCACUGAUGAGAGAGUCAUUAACAUAUCACUCAGUUUACACCAUGUGGAGCAGAUGGCGAUCGACUGGCUGACAGGGAAUUUUUACUUUGUGGACGACGUGGACGAUCGAAUCUUUGUGUGUGAUAAAGACGGUGUGACGUGUGUGACGCUGCUGGACCAGGAGCUGUACAACCCGAAAGGAAUCGCACUAGACCCUACCAUGGGGAAGCUGUUCUUUACGGAUUACGGACAGAUCCCGAAGGUGGAGCGAUGUGAUAUGGACGGUCAGAACCGCUCGAGACUGGUAGACAGUAAGAUUGUGUUUCCUCACGGAGUCACACUGGACCUGGUCAGUAAACUGGUUUACUGGGCCGACGCCUACCUGGACUACAUCGAGGUCAUCGACUAUGAGGGGAGACAGAGACACACCAUCAUACAGGGGCUACUGAUCGAGCAUCUUUAUGGUCUGACCGUUUUUGAGAAUUAUCUUUAUGCCACAAACUCGGACAACGUAAACAUGCAGGCGAAGACGAGUGUGAUUCGUGUGAAUCGCUUUAACAGCUCUGACUAUCAGGUGGUGACGCGAGUGGAUAAGGGCGGAGCUCUGCACGUCUAUCACCAGAGAUGCCAACCUCCAGUGAGGAGUCAUGCGUGUGAGUUGGAUCAGUUCCUGAAGCCCGGCGGUUGUUCUGAUAUCUGUUUAUUAGGAAACAGCCACAAGACCCGUACAUGUCGCUGUCGCUCUGGAUUCAGCCUUGGCAGUGAUGGGAAAUCCUGCAAGAAGCCAGAGCACGAGUUGUUCCUGGUUUACGGAAAAGGUCGUCCUGGUGUGAUCAGGGGGAUGGACAUUAACCCGAAGGUGCAGGAUGAGUACAUGAUCCCGAUAGAGAACCUGAUGAACCCUCGUGCUCUGGACUUCCACGCUCAGAGUAACUUCAUCUACUUCUCUGACGCCACCAGUUACCUGAUCGGACGACAGAAGAUCGACGGCACUGAGAGAGACACCAUUCUGAAGGAAGGUGUGCACACUGUGGAGGGAAUUGCUGUGGACUGGAUGGCCAAUAAUUUGUACUGGACAGACGACGGGCCGAAGAAAACCAUCAGCGUGGCUCGACUGGAGAAAGCGGCACAGACGAGAAAAACUCUCAUCGAGGGCAAGAUGACACAUCCACGAGCCAUCGUAGUGGAUCCCAAAAAUGGAUGGAUGUACUGGACAGAUUGGGAAGAAGAUCCGAAAGAGAGCAAGAGGGGUAAAAUUGAGAAAUCCUGGAUGGACGGAACAAACCGGAACAUUCUCUUAACAUCAAAGACAGUUCUGUGGCCCAACGGUCUAAGUCUAGAUGUUCCUCAGGGGAUCCUGUACUGGGUGGACGCUUAUUACGACCGCAUUGAGAUGGUUUACCUCAACAGCAGUGAGCGCAAGACUGUAUAUGAAGGGCAGGAGCUGAGUCAUGCCUUCGGUAUCUGCCAUUAUAAGAACUUCCUGUUCUGGAACGAGUAUCGUAGCGGCAGCAUCUACAAACUCGACCAGGACACCAAAUCGGUUACGCUUCUGCGCAGCGAGCGUCCUCCCAUCUUCGAAAUCCGCAUGUACGAUGCCCAGCAACAGCAAGGGACGAAUGCAUGUCGGAUGAAUAACGGUGGAUGCAGUAUACUGUGUUUAGCGACUCCACUUGGUCGAUCAUGUGCCUGUGCAGAAGAUCAGCUCCUGGAUCCAGCAGAUAACACCAGCUGUAAAGCGAACCCAUCCUACAUUCCUCCUCCUCAGUGUCAGUCUGGUGAAUUUGCCUGUAAGAAUAAUCGCUGCAUUCAGGAGAGAUGGAAGUGUGACGGAGACAACGACUGUCUGGACAACAGUGAUGAAGCUCCAGAACUCUGCCAUCAGCACACGUGUCCCACUGACCGCUUCAAGUGUCAGAAUAAUCGCUGUAUCCCCAUGCGCUGGCUCUGUGACGGAGACAACGACUGUGGCAACGACGAGGAUGAGUCCAACUCGACAUGUUCAGCUCGGACGUGUCCUGCCAAUCAGUACUCGUGUGCGAGUGGACGCUGUAUUCCCAGCUCAUGGACGUGUGACCUGGACGAUGACUGUGGUGAUCGGUCUGAUGAACCUGCGUCUUGUGCGUAUCCCACGUGUUUCCCUCCCACUCAGUUCACGUGUAAUAACGGACGCUGUAUCAACAUGAACUGGCGCUGCGACAGCGAUAACGAUUGUGGUGAUAACAGUGAUGAAGCAGGCUGCACUCACUCCUGCUCCAGCACUCAGUUUAAGUGCAACAGCGGCCGCUGCAUCCCGGAUUACUGGACCUGUGACGGUGACAACGACUGCAACGACUUCAGUGACGAGACACACGCCAACUGCAGCAAUAACGCGACCCGUCCCCCUGGCGGUUGUCACACAGACGAGUUUCAGUGUCGGAUGGACAGUCUGUGUAUUCCUCUGCGCUGGCGCUGUGAUGGAGACACAGACUGUGUCGAUAUGAGCGAUGAGAAAAACUGCGAAGGCGUCACUAACAUCUGUGACCCUGCUGUGAAAUUCGGCUGCAGAGACUCUGCAAAGUGUAUCAGUAAGGCGUGGGUGUGUGACGGAGACAGCGACUGUGAGGACAACUCUGAUGAGGAGAACUGUGAAGCGCUGGUGUGUAAACUCUCUCACCACGUGUGUGUUAACGACUCCAAUAUCUGUCUCCCACCUGAGAGGCUGUGUGACGGGAAGGACGACUGUCCUGAUGGAUCUGACGAGAAACUGUGCGAUCUGUGUUCACUGGAGAAUGGCGGCUGCAGUCACAACUGUUCCGUGGCUCCGGGUUUGGGAAUCGUGUGUUCCUGCCCACUGGGGAUGGAGCUCAGUGCCAAUAAUAAAACUUGCCAGAUCCAGGGCUUCUGUGCCAAACACCUGAAGUGCAGCCAGCGCUGUGAGCAGGACAAAUUCACCGUCAAGUGCUCAUGUUACGACGGCUGGGCUCUGGAGCCGGACAUGGAGAGCUGCAGGAGCACAGAUCCAGUGAAGCCCUUCAUCAUUUUCUCAAACCGUCAUGAGAUUCGACGCAUUGAUCUGCACAAAGGAGAGUUCAGCGUCCUUGUACCAGGACUUCGUAACACCAUCGCUCUGGAUUUCCAUCUAAACGAGAGCGCGCUCUACUGGACCGACGUGGUGGAGGACAAAAUCUACCGUGGGAAACUCUCUGAGAACGGAGCGGCUCUGACGAGUUUCGACGUAGUGAUUCAGUACGGUUUGGCGACACCAGAAGGAUUAGCUGUGGACUGGAUCGCUGGAAAUAUUUACUGGGUGGAAAGUAACUUGGAUCAGAUCGAGGUGGCGAAACUGGACGGAACCAUGCGCACUACUCUGCUAGCCGGAGAAGUGGAGCACCCGCGGGCCAUCGCCCUCGACCCCAGAGAAGGGAUCCUGUUUUGGACGGAUUGGGAUGCGAGCAUGCCGAGGAUCGAGGCUGCCUCGAUGAGUGGAUUUGGACGGCGCACCAUCCACAAAGAGACAGGAAACGGAGGCUGGCCGAACGGCCUCACUGUCGAUUACCUGGAGAGACGAAUUCUCUGGAUCGAUGCCAGAUCUGAUGCAAUUUACUCAGCCAAGUACGACGGUUCCGGGCUGAUUGAGGUUCUCCGUGGACACGAAUACCUGUCGCACCCGUUUGCUGUCACUAUGUACGGAGGGGAAGUGUACUGGACAGACUGGCGCACAAACACACUCGCCAAAGCCAACAAGUGGACAGGAAACAACGUCACUGUGGUACAGAGAACCAACACGCAGCCGUUUGACCUGCAGGUUUAUCAUCCAUCCAGACAACCACAAGCUCCAAACCCGUGUGCAGCUAACGGUGGUCUGGGCCCUUGUUCUCAUCUCUGCCUCAUUAAUUAUAAUCAGACCUUCUCCUGUGCGUGUCCUCACUUAAUGAGGCUGAGUGACGACAAUCACACCUGCUAUGAAUCCCGCCAGUUCCUGCUGUACGCUCGUCAGAUAGAGAUCCGUGGUGUGGAUAUUAAUAACCCAUACUAUAACUACAUCAUCUCCUUCACUGUUCCUGAUAUUGAUAACGUGACUGUGGUGGAUUAUGACGCCGUGGAGAGGAGGAUUUACUGGUCUGAUGUUCGCACACAAACCAUCAAGAGAGCUUUCAUUAACGGCACAGGCAUCGAAACCGUUGUCUCUGCAGAUCUGCCAAAUGUGCAUGGCCUGGCAGUGGACUGGGUUUCCCGCAAUCUGUUCUGGACGAGUUACGAUGCCAAUAAGAAGCAGAUUAAUGUGGCUCGACUGGACGGCUCAUUUAAGAAUGCUGUGAUUCAGGGUUUAGACAAACCGCACUGUAUUGUGGUCCAUCCCACACUCGGAAAGAUGUUCUGGACAGAUGGAGACAACAUCAGCAUGGCCAACAUGGACGGAACCAACCACACCGUCCUGUUCACCCAGCAGAGAGGACCUGUGGGUUUGUCUCUGGACUUUGAGGACUCUUGUCUGUAUUGGGUUAGCUCUGGGAACGGAACCAUCAGCCGCUGCAGACUGGACGGAACUGGACUAGAAGUGCUUGAGGGAGUGAAGGGCAAAUUAAACAAAGCUUCAGCUCUUGCCAUCAUGGGCGAUAAGCUGUGGUGGGCGGAUCAGGGGACGGAUCAGAUCGGGACCUGUGACAAAAGUGAUGGAGGAAACUGGAAAGUUCUGAGGAAUAGUACGGCUCCCAUGAUGCACAUGAAGGUCUACAACGAGACUGUGCAGACAGGCUCCAACCUGUGCAGUAAUUAUAAUGGUGAUUGUUCUCAGCUGUGUUUACCCACAUCUCCUACCACACGAGCCUGUAUGUGUACUGCAGGGUACAGUCUGAAGAGUGAACAACAGUCCUGCGAGGGUGUGGGGUCAUUCCUGCUUUACUCAGUUCAUGAAGGAAUCAGAGGAAUCCCUCUCGACCCAGCAGAUAAAUCAGAUGCUCUGGUGCCAGUGUCGGGUUCGUCACUAACUGUGGGCAUCGAUUUCCAUGCUGAUAAUGACACUAUUUACUGGGUGGACAUGGGCCUGAGCACCAUCAGCCGAGCAAAAAGAGAUCAGACAUGGAGAGAGGACGUCAUCACCAACGGCAUCGGCAGAGUGGAGGGGAUCGCUGUGGACUGGAUUGCAGGGAAUAUUUACUGGACUGAUCAGGGCUUCGAUGUGAUCGAGGUCGCUCGACUGAACGGAUCGUAUCGUUACGUUGUCAUCUCACAGGGACUCGAUAAACCUCGAGCCAUCGCACUUCAUCCUGAGAGAGGCUAUCUGUUUUGGACAGAGUGGGGUCAGUAUCCUCGGAUAGAGAGAUCUCGUCUGGACGGCAGUGACAGAGCAGUCCUGGUUAACACGAGCAUUAGCUGGCCUAACGGCAUCUCUAUUGACUAUGAGGAGGGUCUGCUGUACUGGUGUGAUGCUCGAACUGAUAAAAUCGAGCGGAUUGAUCUGGAGACUGGGGAGAAACGGGAGCUCGUGUUGGCCAGCAAUAACAUGGACAUGUUCUCUGUGUCUGUGUUCGAGAAAUACAUCUACUGGAGUGACCGUACUCAUUCUAAUGGCUCUAUAAAGAGAGGAAAUAAACACAACGCCACAGACUCGGUCACCCUGAGGACGGGACUCGGAGUUCAGCUUAAAGACAUCAAAGUGUUCAACAGAGCGAGACAGCAUGGGACUAAUGUAUGUAAGGAGAAUAACGGCGGGUGUGAACAGUUGUGUCUGUACCGUGGGAACGGCGAGCGAUCCUGCGCCUGUGCUCACGGCGCUCUGGAUGAAGACGGCCACAGCUGCAGGGAUUACGCCGGAUACCUGCUGUACUCAGAGCGCACCAUCCUGAAGAGCGUGCACUUAUCAGACGAGAAGAACCUCAACGCUCCUGUCAAACCCUUCGAGGAUGCGGAGCACAUGAAGAACGUGAUCGCAUUAGCGUUCGAUUACCGAGGCGGCAGAGGGAAAGGAGCCAACCGGAUCUUCUACAGUGACAUUCACUUCGGAAACAUUCAGCAGAUCAACGACGACGGCUCGGGGAGGAGGAUCGUGGUGGAGAACGUGGGUUCAGUUGAAGGUCUGGCGUAUCACCGGGCGUGGGACACACUGUACUGGACGAGUUACACCACGUCCACCAUCACACGCCACACCGUGGACCAGAGCCGGUGGGGAGCCUUUAAGAGGGACGUGGUGGUCACCAUGGCAGGAGACGAUCAUCCCCGAGCCUUUGUCCUGGACGAGUGUCAGAAUCUGAUGUUCUGGACGAACUGGAAUGAACAAUCACCCAGUAUCAUGCGCGCUCAGCUCUCGGGCUCCAACAUCCUGGCGAUUAUCAGGACAGACAUCAGAACUCCGAACGGUCUCGCUGUCGACCACCGUGCUGAGAAACUCUACUUCACUGACGCCACGCUGGACAAGAUCGAGCGCUGCGAGUACGACGGCAGCCAUCGCUACGUGAUCCUGAAGAACGAGCCCGUUCACCCAUUUGGUUUAGCCGUUAAUGGUGACUACAUCUUCUGGACUGAUUGGGUUCGGAGAGCUGUGCUGAGAGCCGGGAAGUACGUAGGAGACGACAUGAGGGUGUUACGGGCCGACAUUCCGCAGCAGCCAAUGGGAAUCAUCGCCGUCGCCAACGACACCAACAACUGUGAGUUCUCACCCUGCAGGGUGAAUAAUGGGGGAUGUGAGGAUCUGUGUUUGUUGUUGUCUGAUGGACGAGUGAACUGCAGCUGUAGAGGAGACAGAAAACUGCUGGAGGACAACACCUGCAUAGUUCCAAACACUUCCUGCAGCAGUGUGAACGAUUUUCAGUGUGUAAACGGAGACUGUAUUGAUUACACACUCACCUGUGAUGGAACGGCGCACUGCAAAGACAAAUCUGAUGAGAAGCAAUCUUUCUGCAAUACCAGAGUGUGUAAGAAGGGUUAUAAGCGGUGUGUGAACGGUCGCUGUUUGAGACUGGGCUCAUGGUGUAACGGUCGUGAUGAUUGUGGAGAUAACUCAGACGAGGCUUUCUGUAACGCGACCUCAUGCACUCCUGAUCAGUUUCGCUGUAGAGAUGGUCUCUGUAUCUCCAACACCACUCGCUGUAAUCAGGUGAUAGACUGUGACGACGCCACUGACGAGAUGAACUGCACUGCGACAGACUGUUCCAGUUAUUUCCGUCUCGGAGUGAGGGACAUGUCAUUUCAGAGGUGUGAGUUUACUACCUUGUGUUACGCUUCGUCAUGGGUGUGUGACGGAUCAAACGACUGCGGAGACUUUUCUGAUGAGAGUAACUGUCCAGCUUCUACAGGAGGGAAGAAAUGUCUGCCGAACUUCUUCCUGUGUCCAAGUGGCCGCUGCAUCCCUCUGAGCUGGACAUGUGAUAAAGAGAACGACUGUGAGAACGGAGCUGAUGAAGUCAACUGCAACAAGGUGUGCACAGGGUCUCAGUUUGAGUGUGGGAAUCAUCGCUGUAUCUCCAGCAGUUGGCUGUGUGACGGAGCAGAUGAUUGUGGGGAUGGAACUGAUGAGGGCAGCAGAUGCAAGAAUAAGACGUGCAGUCUGGAGCAGUUCCAGUGUCCAGGUUCUACACAGUGUAUUCCUCAGCGCUGGCUGUGUGAUGGAGAUCAGGACUGUCCUGAUGGAGCUGAUGAGAGUGUGAAGGCCGGCUGCUAUUUCAGUAAUUCAUGUGAUGCUAAAGAGUUCAUGUGCCGUAAUAAACAGUGUAUUCCCAAACACUUUGUGUGUGAUCACGAUAACGACUGCAGCGACGGCUCAGACGAGUCCAUCGAGUGCGAAUAUCCCACAUGUAAACCUAACGAGUUCCGCUGUGCUAACGGACGCUGUCUGGUCCAGAGCUCAUGGCAGUGUGACGGAGAGUUUGACUGUCACGAUCGCUCAGACGAGGCACCGAAGAACCCCAACUGCAGCGGCCCAGAGAAAAAAUGUAACGAGACGUUGUACACAUGCGGGAACGGGGUGUGUGUGAACGAGACACUGCUGUGUGACCAUAAGGACGACUGCGGCGACGGCACCGACGAGCUCAACUGCUUCAUUAACGAGUGUCUGAACGGUAAACUGAGCGGCUGCUCUCAGCUCUGUGAGGACAUGAAGAUCGGCUUCAAGUGUCGCUGUCGCGCCGGGUUCAGGCUGAAGGAUGAUGGGAAGACGUGUGUGGACGUGGACGAGUGUUCCAGCACCUUCCCCUGCACACAGCACUGCAUUAACACUCACGGCAGCUUCAAGUGUGUGUGUGUGGAAGGGUAUCAGCUCAGUCCCUCCGACCCCACCAUCUGCAAGUCCACCUCCGACGAAGAGCCGUUCCUCAUCUUCGCCAAUCGUUAUUAUUUAAGAAAGUUAAAUCUGGAUGGAUCGAAUUACACACUUAUAAAACAGGGCCUGAACAACGCUGUAGCUCUGGAUUUUUCCUACAGAGAUCAGAUGAUUUAUUGGACAGACGUGACGAAUCAGGCCAGUAUGAUCAGACGCAUGCACAUCAAUGGCUCCAAUGUUCAGGUCCUUCACCGCACGUCUCUUAGCAACCCUGACGGUCUGGCAGUUGAUUGGGUGGGAGGGAACCUGUACUGGUGUGAUAAAGGGAGGGACAUGAUCGAGGUGUCAAAGCUAAACGGUGCGUUCAGGACAGUCCUGAUUAACACGGGGCUGAAAGAACCGAGAGCCAUCGCUGUGGACGUCCACAAUGGGUACCUGUUCUGGUCAGACUGGGGAGAUAAUCCUCAUAUCGGCCGCAUUGGGAUGGACGGAAGCAACCGCAGUGUGAUUGUACAGGAGAGGAUCACAUGGCCAAACGGAUUAACACUCGACUUCAUUAACAACCGAAUUUACUGGGCAGAUGCCCGAGAGGAUUACAUCGAGUUCGCCAACCUGGACGGCACUAACCGACACACAGUGCUAAAUCAGGACAUUCCUCACAUCUUUGCCAUGACUCUGUUUGAGGAAUUUAUCUACUGGACCGACUGGGAAACAAAAUCCAUCAAUCGAGCUCAUAAAACACUCGGCACUAAUAAAAGCCUCCUGAUCAACACACUGCAUCGACCCAUGGACAUCCACAUCUACCAUCCUUACAGACAGCCUGAGGUGACAGGUCACCCGUGUCAGAAGGAUAACGGCGGCUGCAGUAACCUGUGUCUGCUGUCUCCGGGGGGAGGACACAAGUGCGCAUGUCCCACUAACUUCUACCUGGCAGCUGAUGGAAAGCAGUGUCUCUCUAACUGUACCGCUAGUCAGUUUGUGUGUAAGAAUGAUAAGUGUAUCCCGUUCUGGUGGAAGUGCGACACUGAAGACGACUGCGGCGAUCGAUCGGACGAGCCGGCGGACUGCACUCCCUUUAAGUGCAGACCGGGGCAGUUCCAGUGUGGAACAGGAAUCUGUACAAACCCAGCGUACAUCUGUGACGGAGACAACGACUGCCAGGACAACUCAGACGAGGCAAACUGCGACAUCCACGUGUGUUUGCCGAGCCAGUUUAAGUGCACAAAUCCCAGUCGCUGCAUUCCUGGGAUUUUCCGCUGUAACGGCCAGGAUAACUGUGGGGAAGGAGAAGACGAGAGAGACUGCCCGGAGGUGACGUGCGCUCCAAAUCAGUUUCAGUGCACCAUCACUAAGCGCUGUAUUCCCCGAGUGUGGAUGUGUGACCGUGAUAACGACUGUGUGGACGGAUCAGACGAACCUGCCAACUGCACUCAGAUGACGUGUGGUGAGGACGAGUUCCGCUGUAAGGACUCAGGACGUUGUAUUCCUGCUCGCUGGAAGUGUGACGGAGAGGAUGACUGUGGAGACGCAUCAGAUGAACCUAAAGAGGAGUGUGAUGAGCGGACAUGUGAGCCGUAUCAGUUCCGCUGUAAGAAUAAUCGCUGUGUUCCUGGACGCUGGCAGUGUGACUACGAUAACGACUGUGGUGAUAACUCAGACGAGGAUAAAUGUGUCCCGAGGCCGUGCUCUGAGAGCGAGUUCUCCUGCACUAACGGUCGCUGCAUCGCUGGACGCUGGAAGUGUGACGGAGAUCAUGACUGUGCUGACGGGUCGGACGAGUACGGCUGUGAUGUGAAGUGUGACAGUGAUCAGUUCCAGUGUAAAAAUGGUCACUGUAUCCCAUUCCGCUGGAGGUGUGACGCUGAUCCUGACUGCAUGGACGGCAGCGACGAGGAGAACUGUGGCAGUGGAGUGGGUCGUCACUGUCCUCUGGAUGUAUUUCAGUGCAAUAACACACUCUGUAAACCACUCAGCUGGAAGUGUGAUGGAGAGGACGACUGUGGGGACAAUUCAGACGAAAACAUGGAAGAGUGCAAGCGAUUCUUGUGUCCUCCGAAUCGUCAGUUCCGCUGUCGUAACGAUCGUGUGUGUUUACCGCUGCAUACACAAUGUGAUGGAGUGGAUAACUGUGGGGAUAACAGUGAUGAGCUGAACUGCCAGACACCUGCCCCAGUGUGUGAAAAAGACGAGUUCACCUGCAGUAAUGGGAAGUGUAUCAGCUCCACACUGCGUUGUAAUUACUUUAACGACUGUGAGGAUUACGGCUCAGACGAGAUCAACUGUAACAAGAAAGAUUCCAGCCUAAACGAGUGUCAUCAGAACAGGAGUGUGUGUGGAGAUGGUGAUGAAGCUCACUGUGUAGUAAACGGUACUGAUUCCUUCUGUUCCUGCAAACCGGGCUUUCAGAAAACUGCUCAACAAAUCUGUAUAGACAUAAACGAGUGUAAGCAGUUCGGUGUGUGCUCUCAGCUCUGUAACAACACUAAAGGCUCGUAUAAAUGCAGCUGUUUAAGACACUUCACUCGUGUCAACAGCAGCUGUAAAGCUGAAGCUGGAGGCAGACAGAUCCUGUAUGUUGGUGAUGAUAAUGAAAUCCGCAGCCUACAGUCUGAGACCGUGAGCUGGAUCUACGAGCAGGCGUUUCAGGGAGACGCUAACGUGCGCAUCGACGCCAUGGACAUGCACAUCAAAUCCAGCCGCAUCUUCUGGACCAACUGGCACACAGGAAAGAUUUCAGUCUUUAAGAUCUCGUCCAGCGGAGCUACGUCACCCAGCCCCAACCGCAGCCGCAGGCAGAGCGACCAGAGAGUCACUAAUCUGGAGAUUCCGAAUCUGAAAAUGCCGCGUGGUAUUGCGGUGGAUUGGGUGGCUGGGAAUCUGUACUGGACCGACUCGGGUCGUGAUGUCAUCGAAGUGGCUCAGAUGAACGGACUUCAUCGGAAAACUCUGAUCUCAGGAAUGAUCGAUGAGCCGUACGCCAUCGUGGUGGAUCCCAUGCGCGGGACAAUGUAUUGGGCAGAUUGGGGAAAUCAUCCCAAAAUUGAAAAAGCUGCGAUGGAUGGCACGAUGAGAGAAACACUGAUUCAAGAAAACAUCCAGUGGCCGACAGGUCUGGCAGUUGAUUACUUUAACGAGCGUCUUUAUUGGGCCGAUGCCAAGCUGUCAGUGAUUAGCAGCGUGAGACUGAACGGGUCGGAUCGAGUCGUCGCCGUCAGCAGCACCAGAAACAACCUGCACCACCCGUUCAGCAUCGAUGUGUUUGAGGACUACAUCUACGGCAUCACCUACCACGACAGCUUUGUGUUCCGUGUGAAUAAGUUUGGGAAAGGUUCUGUGGAGAACUUGACCACCGGCAUGAACCACGCCACUGACCUGGUGCUGUAUCACACCUACAAACAACCGGAGAUGAUGAACCCAUGUGACAGGAAGAAGUGUGAGUGGUUGUGUUUGCUGAGCCCCAGUGGACCGGUGUGCACCUGCCCUAACGGUCAUGCUUUAGACAACGGCACCUGUGUGGAGGUUCCUGCACCUACCACCGUGUCUCCAGGUGGAGUGUGUACUCUACAGUGUCAGAAUGGAGGCAGUUGUGUGUUGAACGCGAGGAAGCAGCAGAAGUGUCGCUGUCAGCCCAUCUAUGGGGGGGAGAAGUGUGAAGUUAAUCAGUGUCGGGACUUCUGUCAGAACGGAGGAACCUGUAUGGCCUCACCUACUGGUUCUCCGACUUGUCGCUGUCGUCCAGGUUUCACAGGUCCGAACUGUAACCUGCGCACGUGCCACAGUUACUGUCAGAACGGAGGAAACUGCACCGUGAACAAAGGAAAUCAGCCCAUCUGCAGAUGCCCCGCCCACUUCCUGGGUGAUCAGUGCCAAUACAGAGUGUGUGAGGAGACGUGUGAUAACGGAGGGACGUGUGUUCAGGGUGGAGACGGAGCUGUUCACUGUCUCUGUUUUGCACGAUUCAUCGGCAACAGAUGUGAAGUAGAUAAAUGUCAUUACUGCCAUGGAGGUAGCUGUAUCAAUGCUAACGCUGCUCACGGAGACGUCAUGUGCCGAUGUUCAAACGGCCGGAUUCAGCCGAGCUGCUACACGUGUGAUGGAUACUGUGCUAAUGGACAGUGUUCACUCAGUGCUGCUAACCUGCCUCAGUGCAAGUGUCCACCUGGGUGGGCGGGGCUUCAGUGUGAAAACCACGUCACCACCAGUAACACUGAGUCCAGUAACCGCACAGCAUCUAUCGUUGUUCCUGUGAUUAUUCUGAUAUUACUGGCUUUGCUGCUUGUUGCUGGUUUCCUGUGGUACAGAAAGAGGAUGCGAGGCACGAAAGGAUUCCAGCACCAGCGAAUGACAAACGGAGCCAUGAACGUUGAAAUCGGAAAUCCUGCAUAUAAAAUUUACGACGGAGAUCAAGACGACGAUGCGGGAGAACUUCUGGAUUCUGAUUUCACACUCGAUCCUGACAAGACAUUUCCUAAAAGUCCCCCAUCCAAAGAUCCCACACUGGACUCAGAACCGCCAACGAACUUCACGAAUCCGGUCUAUUCUUCACUCUACAUGGGUGCACAAACCAGCCGUAAUUCCCUGGCAAGUACGGACGAAAAGAAGGAGCUGAUAUCACGAGGAGACGAGGAACCGCUAGUGGAAGCAUUAACAUAGACUCAUUGUUGGGUUUCAUGUUCUGUAUCAUGUAAAACGCACCCAUAUUGCCUUUUAUGAAAAGAAAAAAAAAAGAAAAGAAUAUAAACAAAAAGCCCCCAGGAGGAGAAUCAGCUGUUCGGCAUGAACACUGUAUAAAAUGUACAAAAUGAAGGACUACUUUUGUAUGUGAUGCAGUAUUAUAUUUUGUUCUUACACGAUUCUUCAGAUCAGAACAAACGGAGAGAAUAACAACGAUUUUCUACGUUUUAUUUUUCUUCUCACUCCCACCUUUUACCUUAAGAGCCACUACCUCUGUGCAGAAAAGAAGUUCAAAAGAAACUAAACAACAAAGACGCAUUAUAAAAUAAAUUGGAAGAGUUUUCAUUUUUAUUUUUGUAUGAAUUGUAUAGAGAAAGAAUAAUGUUCCAUCUCAGUAUUGCCGAGUUCUUUAUCAAUAGUGUGUGUGUGUGUGUGCAGGUCAGAGCCAAGCUCCGGGUUAAAGAAAUGUUGUUUUUAGUACAAACUGAAUAUUAAUGAGGUGUUUAGAGCACAUGUGGAACAUCAAUCACCUAUUUACUGUUUAUUUUAUUCUGUUUAUCUAAACUUUAAAGAUUUUGUCUAUAUGUUCAGUAAGCUUUUAUGGUACAUACUUUGUAGAAAUAUACUUUUGCAGGACACUUGCAUUUUUUUUUCUGUUAAUUGCUUACAUGUUAGUUCAUAAAAUGACAGACUUGAAAGUGGGAAGUUUGUGACACGUCGUUAUAGAAUUAAUACACAAAGAAUUCAGAAUUUGUGCUUUUCAACAGUGCCUUUUCUCUUCUUUCCCUUUUUUUGUUCGGUUGCUUUGCAUUUGUUCCAGAUUUCAGAAAGCUGAUCAUGUUACACAAACAAACAUUAAAAAAUAAUCUCCAGAUUUUAGGUUCAGAAGAUAAUCAUGUGACUUUCAGAGCUGUUGUUAACUGUAAUUCAUGCAUUUUUAUUUUUCUUCGUAUUUUUACAAAAUGUCAGCUUUUAUAGUACAGAAUGCAUGAAGGCCCAAACAUAGUUCUGAAAUAAAAGUCAUGUAUUUGCUGGAGUACUUUACAAACUAAAGAACAUAUGUUAUAAAUAAAACAUCUUAAACCACAA